AUGUGGAACCCCAGUCCUGCUGGUUAUCUCCGAGCUGGAACUCCAGUAGGGCAGCUGCACCCCCAAGGUCCCCUCACCAGCACUCCAGCAGUCGGGAAUGAGGAUUUUUGGCGAAAUGUCUGGAACAACGAAAAUGGUCUCCCCGCCGGUCUGCCGCCGGUCACAGAGACCUCACCAGAUUUAAGGCGGCCCGUCGAUCGCCUUUUCGAGGCUCUCGGCUCCAACAGCAAUCCGACAAACUUCCUCCUUCUUGAUGAGAAUGUUAAUGAACUCAAAGGUCUCGUCGAGACCUUCAAAGCUCCGAUGGCACAAGACGAGUUCGAUGAUAGGCUAGAAGCAGCCACGAACCCCUCCUCCGGCGUUACGAAUAUGGAGGACGUUACCCGCAUGCUCGCACCGCUCCGUGAACUGUCGGCCAUGUUCACAUACCUCGGAGAUGACGAUGUAAUCAGCGCUAUUGAUAACAGCGCUUCCGCUGUUUAUCUCCAGCUACAGCUCAUAGAACUUUGGAUCCAGGACGCAGAGGGUCUUUCGGCACACUGGAGCGAGUUCUAUCCCGAAUACUUCCGUCUCGUCUCCGAAUUCGCUCGCACCUGGGCUCGGGACCGUAUCGAGGAGAUUCGGACUGCGUACGAAGCCUAUCCCUACGCCGAGUAUCGCGAGGAAGUCCUUGCCGCUCUCACGGAGCUUGAAGAUGGGAUCCCCGACUGGAAGUACCCAUCGGAGGACUGA
This is a messenger RNA of Emericellopsis cladophorae, 732 nucleotides long. Its product is annotated as Bacteriodes thetaiotaomicron symbiotic chitinase. The transcript has a single exon. The record is from RefSeq and is a predicted model, not a curated record. NCBI's taxonomy places the organism in Eukaryota, Fungi, Ascomycota, Sordariomycetes, Hypocreales, Bionectriaceae. Bases 1 to 732 code for a protein of 243 amino acids.